Microcebus murinus (gray mouse lemur) is the source of this 5783-nucleotide messenger RNA. NCBI's taxonomy places the organism in Eukaryota, Metazoa, Chordata, Mammalia, Primates, Cheirogaleidae. The record is from RefSeq and is a predicted model, not a curated record.
GCGCCCUUUAAUGUGGGCGGAGGAAUGUUGGCCCCGAGUUCCCCUCCGUGUGGCGGGAGCGGCGGUUGAGUGGGGCAGUUGGGGACGAGCCCGGCAGGGGGACGAGAGAAGCCGAAUCUGCGGGCUUGGGGAGCAGGAGGCCCGGCAGCCCGCCACGCUCGGCUUCUGACCCCUCCUGCUCCGCCCCUGUCCUUAGUGCCCCUGUGAGCCCUUCCUGCCCAGGUAAAGCCCUCUCGCGGCAGUUCUGGCCCUGCUGCUCCGCCCUGCCCUCGGGAUGUGAGCCCUUCCUGCCCAGGAGUGCUCGAAGAAAGUACAUCUUAGCCCCAACCUCCUGUGCACUCUGAUGAUCCCACCAGGCCAGGGAGGCCUGGCCUCCUGUGCCUGACAUCUUGGACUCAGGACCGUUGAGAUGAUGCUCAUGGCAGCCUGCUGCCAGGACCAUUUGCCAUUGGAAAAGUGAACCCAAAAUAGAAGUUAUAGAUAUAAGAGAAGCUGCUACAAAUAUUCCUGGAUAUUUUAACCACUUGGGCGCUCCCGGCCGGCCCUGCCCACAGCCGCACGCGGGCCGGGUCUGCGCUGCGGGACGGGCCGGCUCGCUCCUGCGGGCGAGGAGCGCUUGGCAGCACUGACGGCGGCUUCACUACACGGGCAGCUUUCCUUGUCAUGGAAAUCAGAAUAGACUCAAAGUGUCUCUAGGCCAAGAGCCCGGGGCUCUGGACUGCCACCAGGAUGGUGGGUGAAGGCGCCUACCUUAUCUCGGAUCUGGACCAGCGAGGCCAGCGGAGAACCUUUGUGGAGAGAUAUGACCCCAGCCUGAAGACCAUGAUCCCAGUGCGACCCUGUGCAAGGUUGGCGCCCAACGCGGUAGACGACGCGGGGCUGCUCUCCUUUGCCACGUUUUCCUGGCUCACGCCGGUGAUGGUUAAAGGCUACAAGCACACGCUGACUGUGGACACCCUGCCCCCACUGUCACCAUAUGACUCAUCUGACACCAACGCCAAAAGAUUCCGAGUCCUGUGGGAUGAAGAGGUAGGAAGGGUGGGUCCUGACAAGGCCUCUCUGGUCCGAGUGGUCUGGAAAUUCCAGAGGACACGUGUUUUGGUAGAUUUUGUGGCCAACAUCCUGUGCAUCGUCAUGGCAGCCAUAGGGCCGACGGUUCUGAUCCACCAGAUCCUGCAGCAGGCGGAGGGCAGCGCCGGCAGCGUCUGGGUGGGCGUCGGCCUGUGCACGGCCCUGUUUGCCACCGAGUUUGCCAAAGUCUUCUUCUGGGCGCUUGCCUGGGCCAUCAACUACCGCACGGCGAUCCGGCUGAAGGUGGCCCUCUCCACCCUGGUGUUUGAAAGCCUGGUGUCCUUCAAGACCUUGACACACCUCUCUGUUGGCGAGGCGCUCAAUAUACUCUCGAGUGAUAGCUAUUCCUUGUUUGAAGCUGCCCUGUUUUGCCCCUUGCCUGCCACCAUCCCUAUCCUAAUGGUCGUCUGUGCGGUGUAUGCCUUUUUCAUUCUGGGGCCCACAGCUCUCAUCGGGAUAUCUGUGUAUGUCAUCUUCAUCCCCAUCCAGAUGUUUAUGGCUAAGCUCAAUUCAGCUUUCCGAAGAUCAGCAAUUUCGGUGACAGACAAGCGAAUUCAGACAAUGAAUGAGCUUCUGACCUGCAUCAAGCUGAUUAAAAUGUACGCCUGGGAGAAAUCUUUUACUAGCACCAUUCGAGAUAUAAGAAGGAGGGAAAGAAAAUUGCUGGAAAAAGCUGGAUUUGUCCAAAGUGGAAACUCAGCCCUGGCCCCCAUUGCGUCCACCAUAGCCAUUGUGCUCACGUUCACCUGCCACAUCCUCCUGAGACGCAAGCUCACCGCCCCUGUGGCAUUCAGUGUGAUCGCCAUGUUUAAUGUAAUGAAGUUCUCAAUCGCAAUCUUGCCUUUCUCGGUCAAGGCAGGGGCCGAAGCCAGCGUCUCGCUAAGGAGAAUGAAGAAAAUUCUCAUAGAUAAAAGCCCCCCAUCUUACAUCACCCAACCAGAAGAGCCAGACACUGUCUUGCUUUUAGCAAAUGCCACCUUGACCUGGGAGCAAGAAGCCAGCAGGAAAAGUGACCUAAAGAAAGUGCAGAACCAGAAAAAACACUUUUUCAAGAAACAGAGGCCAGAGGCAGACAGUGAUUGGAGUCCAUUAGCCCAGGGAGUCGCUGGCCCAGAGGAGCAAAGUGGCAGCCCCAAAUCAGUCCUGCACAACAUAAGCUUUGUGCUUAGAAAGGGAAAGGUCUUGGGAAUAUGCGGGAAUGUGGGGAGUGGAAAGAGCUCCCUCAUUGCAGCUCUCCUGGGACAGAUGCGGCUGCAGAGAGGAACCGUGGCCGUCAGCGGGACCUUGGCCUACGUCUCCCAGCAGGCGUGGAUCUUUCACGGGACCGUGAGAGAAAACAUACUAUUUGGAGAAAAGUAUGAUCACCAAAGGUAUCAGCAAACGGUCCGUGUCUGUGGCCUCCAGAAGGACCUGAGCAGCCUCCCUUACGGAGACCUGACGGAGAUCGGGGAGCGGGGCCUCAACCUCUCGGGGGGGCAGAGGCAGAGGAUCAGCCUGGCCCGCGCCGUCUACGCCAACCGUGAGCUCUACCUGCUGGACGACCCCCUGUCGGCCGUGGACGCCCACGUGGGGAAGCUCGUCUUUGAGGAGUGCAUUAAGAAGAUGCUCCGGGGGAAGACCAUUGUCCUGGUGACCCACCAGCUGCAGUUCCUGGAGUCUUGUGACGAAGUCAUUUUGUUAGAGGAAGGAGAGAUCUGUGAGCAGGGAACCCACGAGGAGCUCAUGGAGGAGAGGGGGCGCUACGCAAAGCUGAUCCACAACCUCCGAGGGCUGCAGUUCAAGGAUCCUGAACACAUUUACAACGCGGCAAUGGUGGAAGCCCUCGCGAAGGUCCCGGCCGAGAGAGAAGAGGACGCUGUUUUGGCUCCAGGAAAUGAGAAAGAGGAAGGAAAAGAACCUGAAACAGACUCAGAAUUUGUAGACACAAAAGUGCCUGCGCACCAGCUCGUGCAGAAUGAGUCCCCCUGGGAAGGAGCCGUGACCUGGAGGACGUACCACACGUACAUUAAGGCUUCUGGAGGGUACCUGCUUUCUCUCUUCACCCUGUCCCUCUUCUUCCUGAUGAUCGGCAGCUCCGCCUUUGGCAACUGGUGGCUGAGUCUCUGGUUACACGAGGGCUCCCAGAUGGCCUGUGGGCCCCAGGGCAACAAGACCAUGUGUGAGCUUGGCGCGGUCCUGGCGGAUGUGAGGCAGCACGUGUACCAGUGGGUGUACGCCGCGAGCAUGGUGUCCAUGCUAGUGUUUGCCAUCACCAAAGGCUGCACCUUCACCAAGACCACACUGAGGGCAUCCUCCUCGCUGCACGACAGUGUGUUUGACAAGAUCUUAAAGAGCCCAAUGAGCUUCUUCGACACGACUCCCACUGGCAGGAUAAUGAACCGUUUUUCCAAAGAUAUGGACGAGCUGGAUGUGAGGCUGCCGUUUCACGCAGAGAACUUUCUGCAGCAGUUUUUUAUGGUGAUAUUUAUUCUCGUGGUAUUGGCUGCUGUGUUUCCUGCUGUCCUUCUCGUCGUGGCUGGAUUUGCUGUGGGCUUCCUCAUUCUUUUACGCGUUUUCCACCGAGGAGUCCAGGAGCUCAAGCAGGUGGAGAAUGUCAGCCGGUCGCCCUGGUUCUCGCACAUCACCUCCUCCAUGCAGGGCCUGGGCGUCAUCCACACCUAUGACAAACAGGAAGAGUGCAUCAGGAGGUUUAAGAUGCUAAAUGACAAAAACUCCAGCCACCUCCUCUACUUUAACUGUGCUCUCAGGUGGUUUGCUCUAAGGAUGGAUUUCCUCAUGAACAUCGUCACCUUCAUUGUGGCCUUGCUGGUGACCCUGAGUUUCUCCUCAAUCAGUGCUUCAUCCAAAGGCUUGUCGUUGUCUUACAUCAUCCAGCUCAGCGGACUGCUCCAAGUGUGCAUUCGCACGGGGACGGAGACCCAGGCCAAGUUCACCUCCGUGGAGCUGCUGAGGGAGUACCUGUCGACCUGUGUUCCAGAAUGCACUCGUCCCCUCAGAGUGGGAGCCUGUCCCAAGGACUGGCCCAGCCGUGGGGAGAUAACCUUCAGAGACUAUCAGAUGAGAUACAGAGACAACACCCCCCUUGUUCUCGAGGGGCUGAACUUGAACAUACAAAGUGGGCAGACAGUCGGGAUUGUCGGAAGGACAGGUUCUGGAAAGUCGUCGUUAGGAAUGGCCUUGUUCCGUCUGGUGGAGCCGGCCAGCGGAACGAUCUUCAUUGAUGAGGUGGACAUCUGCACCAUCAGUUUGGAAGACCUCAGAACCAAGCUGACUGUGAUCCCGCAGGAUCCUGUCCUGUUUGUAGGUACAGUAAGGUACAACUUGGAUCCCUUUGAAAGUCACACCGACGAGAUGCUCUGGCAGGUUCUGGAGAGAACGUUCAUGAGAGACACAAUAAUGAAGCUCCCAGAAAAAUUACAGGCAGAAGUCAUGGAAAACGGAGAAAACUUCUCAGUGGGGGAACGUCAGCUGCUUUGUAUGGCCCGAGCACUUCUCCGUAAUUCAAAAAUCAUUCUCCUUGACGAAGCCACUGCCUCCAUGGACUCCAAGACUGACGCGCUGGUCCAGAGCGCCAUCAAGGGCGCCUUCAGGGGCUGCACGGUGCUGACCAUCGCCCACCGCCUGAACACGGUGCUCAACUGCGACCGCGUCCUGGUCAUGGAGAGCGGGAAGGUGAUUGAGUUUGACAAACCCGAAGUCCUUGCUGAGAAGCCAGAUUCGGCAUUUGCCAUGCUACUAGCAGCAGAAGCAGGAUUGUGAAGGCCCCGUGGCUGGCUUUGGAGAAGGAGGCUGUGUGAGAUGCGUAGGCCGAGUCGCGGGGGGCUGUCGUCCUAGCAGGCAUCGCUUGUCCCCAGGCCUCCCUCCCGUGGAGUCCAGGCUGAGCUGGCCGAGGCUGCGCCCCCACUUUCCCCCACUGCGCCACCUCACCUCACUUGGCGGGCGUGGUGUGGGCUUGGGGUGGUGAACAGAGGCCAGUCAAGCUCAUGGAUUAAAAAACUGCCUUCACCUCCUAAAACCCCAAGAGUCCCUCCUGUGUCCCAACCGAUGCCACUUUAGUGCCUGGGAAUGGGAACUUUGUAACUCUCAGUUAGAAACCAGUCAAAGGAAACAGAAUGGGCAAUUGCCCAAGGAUGGAGUUUGCAAAGGUUUCCUUGCCUGUUAGAAGAGAAAAGAGCAGAAUUUUCUUCCCGUUUAACUCCCACCCACUUCUGUCUUGACUGCAUGACAAGGGGCAACUACACAGAUCUGUGGUGCGAAAGAUUGACUACCGUGUCUGGCCAAAGCAUUUUUUAAAAAUCAUAUUUCGUGUUCCAAUUGAUCUAUUAGAAUAACCAGGAAAACAAAGUGCUGGAGUUUCUCUAUAAAUGACAUUUUUAUAACUUCUUCAUUGGUCAUUAAAACGCAGUAGGAAAUUAAACUACCCUGCAGUGUUGCCUUGCAAUUAUCUUGCCGAAGACAUCCCGGCCUCUGCGCUGUUUCCUCUCAGAGACCCUCGUGGCCAGCUCCCGUGCCUCGGUGAUAAACUUUCCCAUCGCUUCCCAAAUACAAAGCUUUCUCCCGACCUCAAGCUUUGCUCUGGCAGAUGCAGUAAAGGUGUAUUCCCAGGAGCCCCAGGAGUGAGUGCUGCUAAUUCAUAGCGACAUUUGAGGAAAAAAAACCAAAAAACAAAAAACUAGGCAGCCCGGUGGACUCUCGCAGUAUGCUUAUGGGGA